AUGGCACUGCGCACCGGGAGGACUUGGUUUGGGCAGGUCUUGCGCAGGGUCUUUCGGCUGCAGGGCUCCUGGUCCAGGCGAUCGAGCAGUCUCUUGUGUCUCUCCGCAAACCAGGAGCAGGAUCUGGGGGUCUGUCACAGGGAUCACCACAAGGCGGGGGACUUCCACCGCUGCUCCGACUCCGGCGUCCACCGCGGUCACCGUCACCGGAGCGCACCUUUCUGCGCCUCCGCCUCCAGGCGCUGUCCACACGGCUUUCCCCACGCCUGCUGCGCCUUCCCGGGGAACCCGAGGGGACAUGAGCCCCUCGGUCGCCGCUUCCUGUUGGCCAUGAAGCGGCAAAACGUGCGGACCUUGUCCCUGAUCAUUUGCACGUUUACAUACCUGCUCGUCGGGGCCGCCGUCUUUGACGCCCUGGAGUCCGACUUCGAGAUGCGGGAAAAAGAGCAGCUGGAAGCCGAGGAGAGGCGUCUCCAGGGGAAAUAUAACAUCAGCGAGGAUGAUUACCGCAAACUGGAGACCAUCAUCAUGGAGGCAGAGCCCCACAGAGCCGGGGUGCAGUGGAAAUUUGCAGGGUCAUUUUACUUUGCCAUCACGGUGAUAACCACCAUAGGCUACGGGCAUGCAGCGCCAGGGACCGACGCAGGGAAGGCCUUUUGCAUGUUUUAUGCCGUCCUGGGAAUCCCUUUGACUCUUGUCAUGUUCCAAAGUCUGGGCGAGAGGAUGAACACUUUUGUCAAGUACCUCCUGAAGCGAAUCAAGAAGUGCUGUGGCAUGAGCAUCACCGACGUGUCCAUGGAGAACAUGGUGACUGUAGGUUUCUUCUCGUGCAUCGGCACGUUGUGCAUUGGGGCCGCUGCCUUCUCCCAUUACGAGGACUGGAGCUUCUUUCAGUCUUAUUAUUACUGCUUCAUCACAUUAACAACUAUAGGCUUUGGGGACUUUGUGGCCCUUCAAAAGAACCGGGCCCUCCAGAAGAAGCCCCUGUAUGUGGCCUUUAGCUUCAUGUAUAUCCUGGUGGGCCUGACGGUCAUUGGGGCCUUCCUCAACCUGGUGGUGCUCCGCUUCCUGACAAUGAACAGCGAGGACGAGCGGAGGGACGCUGAGGAACGGGCCUCACUAGCUGGCAACCGGAACAGCAUGAUCAUCCACAUCCAGGACGAAUCGCUGCAGCGGGGCCGGCGGCGGCGUGAGCCGUACCGGCCGGAAGUGACUGAUUUACAGUCAGUCUGCUCCUGUAUGCACUACCACUCGCAUGACUUCGGCAGCUCUGGGGGAGGGAUGGGAGGCCUGGGCUGUGCCUUCUCCCAUCAGAACUCAUUCAGCUCGCAGCUGAAUCCCAAUCAGUACUUUCACUCGGUCUCCUAUAGGAUCGAGGAGAUCUCUCCCAGCACCUUGAAAAACAGCUUCUUUCCUUCACCCAUCAGCUCGGUGUCUCCGGGCCUCCACAGCUUCACAGACAAUCACCAGCUCAUGAGGAGAAGGAAAUCCAUCUAA
Molecule: messenger RNA, 1497 nt
Organism: Epinephelus moara (kelp grouper)
Lineage: Eukaryota; Metazoa; Chordata; Actinopteri; Perciformes; Serranidae
Gene: kcnk9
Product: potassium channel, subfamily K, member 9
Exons: 2
Coding region: 1-1497 (498 amino acids)
Biological process (GO): potassium ion transmembrane transport; stabilization of membrane potential
Cellular component (GO): membrane
Molecular function (GO): potassium ion leak channel activity
Source: RefSeq, a predicted model, not a curated record